Scleropages formosus (Asian bonytongue) is the source of this 1280-nucleotide messenger RNA. RefSeq names its product DNA-damage-inducible transcript 3 (gene ddit3). NCBI's taxonomy places the organism in Eukaryota, Metazoa, Chordata, Actinopteri, Osteoglossiformes, Osteoglossidae. Gene Ontology annotation, cellular component: cytoplasm; CHOP-C/EBP complex; CHOP-ATF3 complex. Bases 307 to 1164 code for a protein of 285 amino acids. Gene Ontology annotation, biological process: ER overload response; intrinsic apoptotic signaling pathway in response to endoplasmic reticulum stress; negative regulation of transcription by RNA polymerase II. Gene Ontology annotation, molecular function: DNA-binding transcription activator activity, RNA polymerase II-specific; protein heterodimerization activity; transcription factor binding. The transcript is spliced from 4 exons. The record is from RefSeq and is a predicted model, not a curated record.
UCCUUCCCUCUUAGUGUUUGGUUGGCCUACUAUAUAUAUAAAGAUCACCGGGAGUUUCCUAAAAUUCACAUUCAGUGACUUAUACUGAACAAUGGUUAACAUGAGCUAUCAGCAAUCUCAACUAAAAUACAUACAUACUCCAAACCCUAGACAGUCGAAAAAGCGAAAUAAUAAAAGGAAAAGGACUUUUUGGGACAAAUUAUCUCCGACCACACACCAACAGACUUGAUUAACGGGCGAUUUUAAAAUAGAAGGUUCAGUGUGUACCUGUGUGGAAGCAUAUCUGCGUUGCGACUGUGUGGUGAGAUGACUGCGGAGUGGCUGCACUUGCCCCCACCGUAUCCCCCAGGUGUGGGGCCGUUGUGUGGCGCAGAGCUGGAGGCGUGGUACGAAGACCUGCAGGAUAUCCUGGGCUCUGACACGGGUGGGGCCAAACAUGCCCGCGCCCCACCUGGUCCUGAGAAGGAGCCAGAGUUUCUGGAUGUCCUUGAAAGCUGCUCUCUCACCUGGCUUACAGAUGGCCAGGUGUGGGGUGAGGGGGUCCAGCAAGUUGUCGAGGAAGAACCCCAGCAACUGCCCAGUCAUGGCUCCUCCUCAGGUUUAAGCCCCCCUGUUGGGGGAGGUGGUGGUGGAGGAGGAGGUGGGAGCGGGAGCGGGGGCGGGGGUGCAAGUGGAGAUCUGUUGCCACCAGAGUUCUUUGAGUUGUUGAGUGAAGGCGGGGUUGGCUUGAUGGAAGCAGGGGCAGUGGAGGUGAGCAGUGGUUACCUGCCAAGCCAGCAGCCUCCUUCCCCUUCUGCAAGUGAAGAGGAGCUGCCUUCUGCUCAUGAUGACUCCUCCUGUUCUUCCUCCUCUGCUUCUCAGUCCCCCACCUUAAACAGCUCUCCUCCUCCCUCUCCUCGCUCCCCACCUGCUGUUCUUCCACCACGGCUGGGAAAACGCAAGAGAUGCACGGAGAAAGGUGGGGUCAUCUCCAGCACCUCGGCCUCCAGGUCCUCUACUUCAGCAAAGAAGAGCAGGAGAGAGAGGGAACAGGAGAAUGAAAGGAAGGUGCAGGAGCUGACUGAUCAGAACGAGCGACUGAAAGCAGAGAUUGAGAGAUUGGGAGAGGAAGUGCAGAGAACACGGCGAGCCCUCAUUGAGAGACUGGUCAACACUCGAAAGUGAGGGUGCGGGGCGGUGCAGAAGGGAGCGUGUGGAGAGGUAGGGUAGUUUAACAUCGUGAUUGUGGCGUGGAUGGUUAGGGAAGGUCGAGGACAAUAACAGGGAGAUUCACAUGGAUU